Messenger RNA from Glycine soja, 2729 nucleotides. Its product is annotated as protein CHROMATIN REMODELING 25. The coding region runs from base 29 to 2701 and encodes 890 amino acids. Gene Ontology annotation, cellular component: nucleus. Gene Ontology annotation, molecular function: ATP binding; DNA translocase activity; ATP-dependent chromatin remodeler activity. Gene Ontology annotation, biological process: reciprocal meiotic recombination; double-strand break repair via synthesis-dependent strand annealing. The record is from RefSeq and is a predicted model, not a curated record. Lineage: Eukaryota; Viridiplantae; Streptophyta; Magnoliopsida; Fabales; Fabaceae. The transcript has 21 exons.
GUUUGGCGGGGGCGGCGUGAGCGUGAGAAUGGAGGAAGAGGAAGAUGAAGUGGGUUGGUGUUCUUCUGAUUCGGGCGACGGCGACGGCGACGACGAUAUCGAAGAACGGAAAUCUCAGAAUGUGGAUGCCUUGCUCAGGGGCAACCUCGUGGUGAAGAGACAAUCGUUGCUACCGCGACUUCUAUCAGUAUCGCAAGGAGCGGCUGUUUGUAGAAAGCCCUUCAAACCUCCAUGCUCUAAAUCUCAUGCUUCCGCUUCCGCUUACAAUCAAGACCUUACUCGUAAGCUUUCCGCUCGCAAAAGGUUUGUUCCCUGGGGUUCUUCCUCUCCUAUUCCUAUUCCUAUUCCUAGAUCUGCCUUAGACGACUCCAAAUUCAAUGUUGCUGUUGCUGUUGCUGAUGUUGCCGAGGAGCUCAAGCCCUCUUUGCCUCCCGGGAUUGAUCCUCUCGUAUUGUGGCACCCUCAAGACUCCGAGGAUGCUAAUGCUAAUUUUACCACCAUAACAGUUGAUCCGUUGCUUGUUCGUUACCUUCGUCCACAUCAGAGAGAAGGGGUUCAGUUCAUGUUUGAUUGUGUCUCAGGCCUGUCUACCACACCAAAUAUACACGGAUGCAUUUUGGCAGAUGAUAUGGGUUUGGGGAAGACAUUGCAGUCCAUCACAUUACUAUAUACUCUACUUUCUCAAGGGUUUGAUGGCAAACCAAUGGUUCGAAAGGCCAUCAUUGUGACUCCUACCAGCCUUGUCAGCAAUUGGGAAGCUGAAAUCAAAAAGUGGGUUGGAGAAAGAGUUCCUCUUGUUGCUUUAUGUGAAAGCACAAGGGAAGAUGUCAUCUCCGGGAUUGACAAUUUUACAAGUCCCAAAAGCAAUUUACAGGUGCUCAUUGUUUCAUAUGAGACAUUUCGAAUGCAUUCGUCAAAGUUUAGCUCUACUGACUCAUGUGACCUUCUCAUAUGUGAUGAGGCUCACAGACUGAAAAAUGAUCAGACGAUAACAAACCGGGCAUUGGCAGCUCUCCCCUGCAAACGUAGAAUUUUGUUGUCAGGAACUCCCUUGCAAAAUGACUUAGAAGAAUUCUUUGCAAUGGUUAACUUUACUAAUCCUGGAAUAUUGGGUGAUAUUGCACAUUUUCGACGUUACUAUGAGGCACCAAUUAUUUGUGGAAGAGAACCUGCUGCCACUGCGGAAGAGAAGAAGCUAGGUGCUGAACAGUCUGCUGAAUUAAGUGUCAAUGUUAACCGGUUCAUAUUAAGAAGGACUAAUGCAUUGUUAUCAAAUCACUUACCACCUAAGAUAGUUGAAGUUGUUUGCUGCAAGUUGACUCCACUGCAGUCAGAACUAUAUAAACAUUUUAUACAAUCCAAAAAUGUUAAGCGGGCAAUUACUGAAGAACUGAAGCAAUCAAAGAUUUUGGCCUACAUAACAGCUCUCAAAAAGUUGUGCAAUCAUCCAAAGCUUAUCUAUGAUACCAUACGAAGUGGGAGUCCAGGAACUUCAGGUUUUGAGGACUGUAUCCGAUUCUUCCCUCCUGAAAUGUUAUCUGGAAGGUCUGGCUCAUGGACGGGAGGGCAUGGAGCAUGGGUUGAGCUAUCAGGGAAAAUGCAUGUCUUAGCAAGAUUACUUGCUCAUUUACGUCAGAGAACAAAUGACCGCAUUGUCCUUGUCUCAAACUACACUCAGACUCUUGAUCUUUUUGCUCAAUUGUGUCGGGAACGAAGGUACCCUCACUUGAGGCUUGACGGCUCUACAUCAAUCAGUAAAAGGCAGAAGUUGGUCAACUGCUUUAAUGAUCCAUCCAAGGACGAAUUUGUUUUUCUCUUAAGCAGCAAGGCUGGUGGUUGUGGACUCAAUUUGAUUGGUGGAAAUCGACUUGUCUUGUUCGAUCCUGAUUGGAAUCCAGCAAAUGAUAAACAAGCUGCAGCAAGAGUAUGGAGGGAUGGACAGAAGAAAAGAGUUUAUAUUUAUAGAUUUUUGAGUGCCGGAACAAUAGAAGAAAAGGUCUACCAGCGUCAGAUGUCAAAAGAAGGGCUGCAAAAGGUCAUUCAGCAGGAGCAAACCGAUAGCCUUGUGGCACAGGGUAACUUGCUUUCAACAGAGAAUCUUCGUGAUUUGUUUACUUUUCAUGAGAACAUCAAGUCAGAGAUUCAUGAAAACAUGCAAUGCAGUCGGUGUCAAACAUUUGAUGGCCCUCGAAGCACUGAAGCCCAGUCAACAAUAACAGAUAGUGAAUCUGAUGAAGAAACCUCUGAUAUUGGUGGAUUUGCAGAAAUUGCUGGCUGCUUACAGAAUUUAAAAAGAUCAGAAAAGCAGGUAGGGAGCCCAUUGGAAGAGGAUUUAGGAAGUUGGGGCCAUCAUUUUUUCCCAACUUCUGUACCAGAUGCUAUACUUCAGGCUUCAGCCGGUGAUGAGGUGACUUUUGUCUUCACAAACCAAGUUAACGGACGACUGGUACCCGUUGAAUCUAUUAUGAGUCCCAAGCUACAGCAAAAGGAUCCAAAAAAGGAAUUACUCAAGUCAAAGCAGAACGGUAAACAAAAGCCCACUCCUUUUUCUUUACAUAACAGACUACCAUUGCAGUCUGCUUCUGUCGGGAUUACUAAAAACAUCUCCAUGAAUGUGGCAUUUAAGCCCCAGUACUCUCUUGUAAGUAAAGUAUUGCCACAGAAAAGAUCAUGUCCUGCUAAUAUCAAUGAUGAUAAUUGAGUAAUAUUUUAUGUUUUCACCUCGUCUA